Oncorhynchus nerka (sockeye salmon) is the source of this 2846-nucleotide messenger RNA. RefSeq names its product protein arginine N-methyltransferase 5-like. The coding region runs from base 73 to 1971 and encodes 632 amino acids. Gene Ontology annotation, biological process: regulation of DNA-templated transcription; peptidyl-arginine N-methylation. The record is from RefSeq and is a predicted model, not a curated record. The transcript has 16 exons. Gene Ontology annotation, cellular component: cytosol; nucleus. NCBI's taxonomy places the organism in Eukaryota, Metazoa, Chordata, Actinopteri, Salmoniformes, Salmonidae.
UGACUAGAGCCAAAAUGGCGUCGGUUUCCCCGAUUCUAGUUGCAACUCCCUUCUUUCCCAUUCCCUCGGUUAAUGAUGGCGUCCCACAGUACAGGGGGCAGGGUGUCUUGCGGGAGAGAUUUGAAUUGUGUGCCCGAGGUUGCUGACACACUUGCAGCGGUCGCUAAACUUGGGUUUGACUUCUUGUGCAUGCCCCUCUUCCACCCGAGGUUCAGGAGGGAGUUUGAGUUGGAUCCCGCCAAAGUCCGAUCUGGAGCACAUACACGCUCGGACCUGCUACUUUGUGGGCGAGACUGGAACACUCUGGUUGUUGGAAAGCUUUCUCCGUGGAUCGAGACAGACUCAGAGGUGGAGACGGAGCGCAGGAAUUCAGAAGCGGCUCUGGUCCAGGAGCUGAACUUCUCAGCGUAUCUGGGUCUGCCAGCCUUUAUGAUCCCUCUGAAGGGCCCUCACUGUGCCAACCUGGCCCGUGUGCUGCUCAACCACAUCCAGACUGGACACCACUCCUGCAUGUUCUGGAUCCGGGUCCCCCUGAUUUCCUCUGAUGAUAUGCGUGAUGACAUCAUCGAGAAUGAGCAAACGAAACACACAGAUGAUGGCAGUAAUGACGAGAAGACCUGGGCCUGGUGGCAUUCAUUCAGAACUCUUUGUGACUACAACAAGAGAAUCUGUUUAGCCAUUGAGGUUGGCGCAAACAUGCCCACCAACGCUGUGAUCGACAAGUGGCUUGGAGAGCCAAUUAAAGCAGCUAUUCUUCCCACUAGGAUCUUUCUGACCAAUAAAAAAGGGUUCCCAGUCCUUUCAAAAGCCCACCAGCAAAUCAUCUUCCGUCUAUUCAAGCUUGAGGCCCAGUUCAUCUUCACUGGCACCAGUCGUCACAGUGAGAAGGACUUCCGCUCUUACUUGCAGUACCUUGAAUACCUCAACCAGAACCGCCCUGCCCCCAAUGCCUAUGAACUGUUCGCCAAAGGUUACGAGGAUUACCUACAGUCUCCUCUUCAGCCUCUCAUGGACAAUCUGGAGUCUCAGACAUAUGAAGUGUUUGAGAAGGAUCCCAUCAAAUACUCCCAGUACCAGCAGGCUGUGUAUAAGUGUUUAAUGGACAGAGUCCCGGAGGAGCAGAAGGAGACCAAUACACAGGUGUUGAUGGUGCUGGGUGCUGGGAGAGGUCCUUUGGUCAAUGCCUCCCUGCGGGCUGCCAAGCAGGCUGACAGAAAGCUCCGUAUCUACGCUGUGGAGAAGAACCCCAACGCUGUCGUAACGCUUGAGAACUGGAAGUUUGAGGAGUGGGGCGAUCAGGUGACCGUAGUGUCAUGUGACAUGAGGGAGUGGGCGGCACCUGAGAAGGCUGACAUCAUCGUCAGCGAGCUGCUCGGGUCCUUCGGGGACAAUGAGCUGUCCCCAGAGUGUUUAGAUGGAGCACAGAACUUUCUCAAAGAUGGUGGGGUGAGCAUCCCCUGUUCCUACACCUCCUUCCUGGCCCCCCUCUCUUCCUCCAAGCUGUAUAAUGAGGUCCGGGGGUGCAGGGAGCGGGACAAGGACCCUGAGUGCCACUUUGAGACCCCUUACGUAGUCCGACUCCACAACUUCCACCAGCUGGCUGAGCCCAAGGCCUGCUUCACCUUCAUUCACCCUACCACAGAUAUGAACAACAACCGGUAUCAGUGCCUCAGAUUCUCUGUGGGGUGUAACACAGUGUUGCAUGGCUUUGCUGGAUACUUUGAGACCACACUCUACGGAGAUGUCACACUCAGUAUCAAGCCAGAGACCCACUCUCCUGGAAUGUUCUCCUGGUUCCCCAUCCUCUUCCCUCUCAAACAACCGAUCCCUGUGACGAAGGAUGAUGACGUCGUGGUGAGGUUCUGGAGGUGUAACAAUGGGAAGAAGGUGUGGUACGAAUGGGCCGUGACAGAGCCCUCAUGCUCCGCUAUCCACAAUCCAGCAGGACGAUCCUACACCAUCGGCCUGUGAAGAUCUCACACCCACAUACACCCACAUGCAUACAGACGCAAUUAAACAGGCACUUAGUUGCAAAUGAAGUUGAGGUAGUCUUGCUCAAAAGGUCUAGCAUUUUACCUAUUCACCUGUAAUCAUGAGCCUGCUCAUACCAUGAAACCUACAGACCAGGGUCACAGUGAGGGUUUAGAAACCUACAGACCAGGGCCAAAUUGAAGGUUUAGAAACCUACAGACCAGGGCCAAAUUGAAGGUUUAGAAACCUACAGACCAGGGCCAAAUUGAAGGUUUAGAAACCUACAGACCAGGGCCACAGUGAGGCUUUACAAACCUACAGACCAGGGCCAAAUUGAAGGUUUAGAAACCUACAGACCUGGGUCACAGUGAGGCUUUACAAACCUACAGACCAGGGUCACAGUGAGGCUUUAGAGCUGGGAAUAAGAACCCAAUCAAUGGUUUAGAUGGGACCGAUUUUGAGGCUGUUAAUUUACAGUAUAGUUAGUCCAUGCCUGAAACUGACUCCUAUCAUCCACAUACAUUCCCAUACCUAUUGAAUUUAAGUUACUUAUUUUGCCGGCAGUCAAGAGACCCCCAAUGGCAGUAUUCAGACAGGCAGCUGAAUUUUGAUAUUUUAUUCACUAAUUGUUCUUUUGACCAAUCAGAUCAUCUAUGAAAAAUAUCUGAUGUGAUUGGUCAAAAGACCUAUUCCAUACUAUAACGGAUCGAUGAAAUGGCUCUAAAUUGUAACUCGACACACUUAAACUGGUUACAACUCCGAUACAGCAGUGUGUAGGAGAUGGGCUGUUCAGGUCAUAUGUUUUUCAGGUGUUUGUUUCUUUUUGUUACGUUUUUUGUCGGAUCCAUAUUGUCAAUAAAGACAAUUACUAGCAA